This is a messenger RNA of Cavenderia fasciculata, 387 nucleotides long. RefSeq lists its product as uncharacterized. Lineage: Eukaryota; Evosea; Eumycetozoa; Acytosteliales; Cavenderiaceae. The coding region runs from base 1 to 387 and encodes 128 amino acids. The record is from RefSeq and is a predicted model, not a curated record. The transcript is spliced from 2 exons.
AUGAUAUUUGGGUAUGAACAACAACAACAACAACAGGAUAGCAGAGGUAGUAUGGUUACUAAUCAUCAUAAUCAUCAUUCACAGCAUUAUUUUAGAACCAACCCUGGAUAUGAUGCAUUGACAGCACAUCCAUCAAGAUUUAGAUUAUAUAUCAAUAUGAAGUUGUUUAUUUGUAUUUCAUUGAUUAUAAUUAGUGGUAUCUCUUUAAUGUGGUACAUUGAUUUCACUCAAUACAAAUAUAUUGCUUGGUCUCUUACAACAAUGGGUUUUGCAUUGAUUUGGGGUUUGUUAAUUGUCAAAUAUCAAGCAUACAAGGAUAAUAAUGGACCAGUAGACAGUUAUGCAACUGUACCACUCUCUGCUGAUAAUGAAUCAAUGGAAUUGUAA